AUGAAGUUGUCUACGGUCUUAGGCUUUAUAAUCUUUGGGCCUGUCUGUGCUGCGGGCUCUUCUGAUAGACGGCCGCUGUCGUAUGCUCCGAAGCCAGACGGUACUUAUGUGCCCGCGAAAGCUGACGGAGUGAUUACACUCUUGGACUUUGUCAAUUCUAGAAGUGACUUGGCUGAACUGGCCAAAGUCUUGAAUGGAUCAGCAGGUAACAAGACCUCUGAGAGCUUCCUUGAGGCGUUCGACACAACCCCCACGUGGGAGUUCACCUUCUUCGCCCCUUCCAAUGAGGCCUUUGCGAAGCACACCGGGCAGUACUUCAAUAGUUUCACACCGACACCCAAGGGCAAAUGGUGGCUCGGCAAUCUCAUACAGCACCACUACAUCCCCAACACGCAACUCAACAUUGGCGUCUUCAACGAGACAGCGUCGCGGAUACAGGCCGGGUCGUAUCUGUACAUCGGGGCCCAGAUCAAAGACGGCACGUUGUGGCUGAACGACGUAGCAACAGUCACAGAGGGGGACUCGAGGGUCACCAAGGGUACUAUCCACAUCAUCGACCGGAUCCUAGACCCUUCGGCACAGCUUUUCGAAGCUGACCGGCCGAAGGCGGGCCAGAAAUUCAUCCCUGGGAGCUGUUCUGAUACUUCGCUGCCGUACUGCUAG
Molecule: messenger RNA, 663 nt
Organism: Colletotrichum gloeosporioides
Lineage: Eukaryota; Fungi; Ascomycota; Sordariomycetes; Glomerellales; Glomerellaceae
Exons: 3
Coding region: 1-663 (220 amino acids)
Biological process (GO): cell adhesion; extracellular matrix organization
Cellular component (GO): extracellular matrix
Molecular function (GO): cell adhesion molecule binding
Source: RefSeq, a predicted model, not a curated record